AUGAGAAGCUCUAGCUACAUGUCAUUUGGUGUUGCCGUGAUAGUACUUUUGGUACUGUCGACGGCCAUGGAGGCUGAAGCCAUCCGACUGGACGCAGAGACCCGCGCAUCAGUCAGCAGCAGCAGCAGCAGCAGGAGCCUAAACAAACCAAUCGAGAAUGCUGUCAAGGGACCUGCUAGCUCGGCAAACGAGGCAAAGACGAGCGCCGUUGUUGCCGCGAAAGAAGUCAGGGCGGUGGCACACAAGCUGCCGGAGUUCCACGAGGACUACUACGGUCCGAGUGAUCACAGCCCAAGACACCACUGA
This is a messenger RNA of Lolium rigidum, 306 nucleotides long. RefSeq lists its product as uncharacterized. Lineage: Eukaryota; Viridiplantae; Streptophyta; Magnoliopsida; Poales; Poaceae. The record is from RefSeq and is a predicted model, not a curated record. The transcript has 2 exons. Bases 1 to 306 code for a protein of 101 amino acids.